This is a messenger RNA of Penicillium pulvis, 1101 nucleotides long. RefSeq lists its product as uncharacterized. The coding region runs from base 1 to 1101 and encodes 366 amino acids. The record is from RefSeq and is a predicted model, not a curated record. NCBI's taxonomy places the organism in Eukaryota, Fungi, Ascomycota, Eurotiomycetes, Eurotiales, Aspergillaceae. The transcript has 6 exons.
AUGGGAUUUAUCUGGGGAAGAGAACUUUCGGCUGAGCGCAUAGCAUACUUAGCGCAAUCACGGAUUCCUGAAAUCAUCGCUUGCAAUGUUGUUUUGCUCGCGUUCGCAACCGGCGGCUUGCUGGUCCGAUUGUUUGUCCGAGUUCGAUAUCUUACUGGGAUAAAUCUGGAUGAUGUGGUUUGUGUGACUAGUUGGGUAUUCACCUUCAUUCUGUGCUUCACUGCGAUGUUAAUGACAAAAUAUGGGUUCGGCAAACACAUCGGAACUGUGGCGAAAAUGAGCGAUCGAGCCAUGUUUCUUAAGCUCGAUUUUGUUACAAUGCUCGCCUAUGUUCUCGCCCUCGGUACCAUAAAAAUGUCAUUUUGCCUCCUAUACCUACAUAUUUUUCCAGGGCAUAAAUUCCGCAUUGCCUGUUGGUGGCUUCUCGCAAUCGUUGUGGCGCAGACUAUCGCGGAGACUCUCGUUGUGCUCUUCCAAUGCACGCCUGUCCAUAAGGCCUGGGAUGCCACAGGUUUUGUGGAAGGUACCUGCGUCGAUUCGACCGCCUUUUACUAUGCGAACUUUGGGAUCAAGUUGGCUAGUGAUCUGGCCCUAUUUCUUAUGCCAAUUCCAAAGGUAGUUGGGCUUAGGAUGUCAGUGGGCAAGCGGGCAGGCUUGGUGGUGAUGUUUGGCUUGGGUCUUCUAGUAUGCGUGACAAGCAUUAUUCGGAUCAGUUAUUUGAAUAGCUUCAAAGUGGAUCAUACUUGGUCAAUGGUCAACGCCAUGAACUGGUCCUGCGUGGAAGUCGCUGUCGCCAUUUUCAUCGCAUGCAUUCCUUCUUUCAACACCUUGAUCGUGUUUCGCUUCCCAGGAUUACAAAGAUUAUUGGGUCUUCCCAGCAACAAGAGUGACAGGCAAAGCAAGUCAAAGACUUACGGUAGUUCGAGUCGUCGAGUGUACAAUAACAUGUCAACCGACGAACACGACGGGCUCAAGCUGGAUCCAAUGACGGGCCAGAUUCAUGCAGACGUGGAACCCAGCUUCAAUUGCUCCCAGGAACAUAUAAUACAUGUUGGAAUGCAGGAGACGACCAAUGUCAAAGUAAAUGAUAGGAGUGUUUGA